AUUUUCAUCAAUUCACAUUUUUUCCGCUCGCGAGUCGCAUUUACUGUCGCCGCCACAUUGGAUUAUAAUUUCCAAAGUACGCAAAUAUAAAUUAGCGGCCACCGAGAGCAUUUUGAGCAUUUAUUAAGUUUAAUUGCCUUAUCGAUUGGCUGGCGUGUCGCGUGGCAACUCUGAUCUGUACUUCUGAUACAGAUAAAAAACUAUUGACUAUUGAACCGUCUAUCUAUAAUCGAGAAAUUGCGCGCUAAUUUCCUGAUUGAGGAGCAAUCGUCGUCGGCUCCAAUCGAAAUAAUUGUUCAGCAGAUCCCCCAAGAAACCAAGAUGAGUGAAGAGGUUCCCGCGUCGCCGGUCGCCAUCAGCGAACUCAAAUACGAAGAUAUGGGGCAGCUAAACUUUUCCAAACUGUACUCGCCGAAGAUGAAGAGCGUCUACUGGCGCUACUUCGGCUUCCCUUCCAACGACAACAACGAGGUAAUCACCAAGCAGAACGUGGUCUGCAUUAAAUGUCACAAGGUCCUGACCAACCACGGCAACACGACCAACUUGCGGGCGCAUCUGCAGCACCGCCAAGAUCUGUUCAAGGAGCUGUGCCAGGAACACGACAUUCACGUACCGCCGCGGAAAACGCCGCGCAACGUCACCCACCCGCCGCUGUCCAAGCGCAAUGUGUCGACCCGCCGCGUCAAGCUGGAGUUUAUCAAUAAUCGAAACCACGACAACGCCUCGGAUGAGGAACUGGACGAGGCAGCAGUGGCUACCGCAGCGAUGCAGGCGGAGGAGGACGGCUCCUCGCAGACAUUGCUGUACGAGACCAUGGUCCCCUUCACCUAUGACGAGGCCGAUCAAUUGGUGGAAGAAGAUGAGCGCGUGGUCACCAUGGAGGCAAAGUACGCCCGUAAGCGCAAACUGGCUACGCCCUCCAGUAACCUUCACCACUCGCGGGGAAUUAAGCACGAGGAUGGCGGUUAUGUGACGCCCGCCAUUGCCAAUCUGCCGGAGGCCCUCACGGACAUCGUCUUCAAGGAUCUGCGCAAUGUGGACUCCCUGUACGACGCUGGUUUCAGUGACUUUGUGCGACAGGUGGUGGGCAGCUCGUCUCCCAUGCCCGAGCCGCAGAAGAUUGAAUCAUUGAUCGCCGAGAUGCAUGCCUCCAAGUUCCUGGAGAUUGGCGACAUCACACGGGAGUACACCAACGAGAAGCCCUUCUCCUUUGCAUUCGAGCAGUGGGUCAAUGUGGAGCAGCGGCGCUUCCUGAGCAUCUAUCACCACUAUUUGGACGAGGAGACGCAGUCGGUUAGAAGUGUGCUGUACGCCACCGUUGAGUACACAGACUACAUAGUCUUUGACGAUCUGCUGACGGACUUUUACUUGCCCAACUGUACCUUGGCCAUCGUCAACUACGACGAUGAGCAUGAGGACUUACUGCACACAUAUCUCAGGGAAAAAAAUAUUCCCAUUAUAUUGUGCUACGUUACGAUAAUUGACAAAUGCCUGCGUCGCGUCUUUGAGAUUGAGGAGGUUGCGUCGCUUCUGGAGCAGGUGAAAGACAUUAUUCAGCGGCACUCAGCCGAGAUCAGCGCCAAGGUUGCGGAGCUGCCGUCCUACAAUGAGAACUUCCCAUGGACUUUGUACGAAAUGCUCAAGUUCUUUGCCGAGUCCAUUUCUUGGUCCGAUGACAUGGAUCAGCUCGUACUGACGGCGAAAACUGUGACUGAGGCACUCAGUGCUCUGGUGAUUGCUCUGGACACGUUGCGCGGCGAGGAUAUCCCCUUGAGCAGCAUGCUGUCGCCGAUCACCUCCAAGAUUCUCAUCAAGAAGCUCGGCAUUGCCGAGCAAGACGACUCGCUUAUGAUGAAUGUGAAGCGCACCAUUGCCGGUGUGCUGCAGUCUCACAUCAUUUCCAAUGACAAUCUGACAGCUGCUGCAUUGUUGGACCCGCGGUUCCACCGCCUAACCACCAUUGAUAAUCUGGACAGAUGUGUUCGCAUGUUGACCCACAAGUACAACAAAGCCUUUGGAGGAACGCCUAGCGGCGACUCGUCCGAUGUGACACCCACAACCUCCGUGAACACAUCGUCUACUGUUAAUAUCAAGGCAGAGCCAAGGGCAAUGGGUGGAGGAUCAGCCAGGCGAACUGGAGCUACUCUUUGACAUUGCCGAAAUCCCGAGCCGCCAAAGCGGGACUCUGACAGCACUGUAGAGACGGAUCUGAAGCGCUACCGCAAUGAGGUAAUCGUUCAGCUUGACGAGUCCCCGAUUGAGUGGUGGCACAAGAUGGGCCACAUAUAUGGAACGCUGCGCGACCUGGCCACCCUGUACCAGAGCGUGCCCGGCGUGGUGACCCUCAGCUUCAAGAAGGCUCUGCGCGACCAAAUCUACGAGUUCAACAAGCGCUAUAUGCUCACGGGCAACCAAAUAGAUGCAAUCCUCUUCCUGCACCAUCACAGUAAUUAGGCCGCAAGAAUAGAAACAUGUUUUUAUAUCGUAUAAAUACAAUUUAAUUAUGUAUAUUAAUCUUAAUCCGACCGUAUGUAUGUAUGUAUGUAUAUGGACACGACGGCACCACGGGCACUGCAAAGUAUUUACCAACCCAGAUUGGUAAAGGAAGGACAACUUUUAUAGUUUGCAUACGAAAACAGAAGGUAUAAUCCAUCGCGUAUAUUAUGUCCCAAUGAAUCAAGUAACUCUUAGUAUACAUAUACCUGUUAAUAAAAGUAAUUCAAUUAUACAAAGUAAAGGAUAUCGUUAAUCACAGCCUAUCCAGUUACGAGACGGAAUCAUGUUCAGAAAUGUUUAAAAAACACUUCUUCCUUAAACAGACUAAACUAAUCUUACAAUUAAAAAAAAUCGCUUAAUUUGUAUAUUGAUAUUUGGGAUUUUAAAUAGAUUUGAAUUACUUUCUUCAAUUUUUAGAAAUGGUCUGUAUGUAACAAAUAAAUAUCAUAAACUA
Molecule: messenger RNA, 2950 nt
Organism: Drosophila serrata
Lineage: Eukaryota; Metazoa; Arthropoda; Insecta; Diptera; Drosophilidae
Gene: Dref
Product: DNA replication-related element factor
Biological process (GO): regulation of transcription by RNA polymerase II
Cellular component (GO): nucleus
Molecular function (GO): DNA binding
Source: RefSeq, a predicted model, not a curated record